Messenger RNA from Castor canadensis (American beaver), 1851 nucleotides. The record is from RefSeq and is a predicted model, not a curated record. NCBI's taxonomy places the organism in Eukaryota, Metazoa, Chordata, Mammalia, Rodentia, Castoridae.
AUGAGACGAGACGCCUCUGCCACGAGCCAAGCAUACUCACCAAUCACAGGCCGAAGUGGGCGGGACGUGAAGAUCCUCCCAACGCGGUCGAGGGCGCCUCUGUCCGCGCCCAAGCCCGUGGGGAGGCAGAAGCCGCUCAGACCGCCCCAUACUCGACCUGACCCGCGAUUGACCCGAGUCCCUCACUGCCCUACUCCACCGCCCGGGCCGCAGGCAUUGGCCAAGGCAUCUGCGCCUGCGCGGUGCUGCGUGGCCCCCGCUCCACCCCGCCUCGCUCCGCCCCCCAGUGGGCGGGGAGAAAUCGGCUUCGGCGGCCACUGUCCGGAAGCUGCAGCCGAGUUUCCCCUGGGCGAUGUCGGCGGCGGUACUGGCGGAACCCCUGGGUCCUGGCAGCUUUGCGAAGCGGGUCCUGGUGACCGGGGGUGCUGGUUUCAUUGCAUCACACGUGAUUGUCUCUUUGGUGGAAGAUUAUCCAAACUAUAUGAUCAUAAAUCUAGACAAGAUCUUUCAUUUAUCCGUGCCUUCGAGUUUACAUAUGUUAAUGUUUAUGGCACUCACGUUUUGGUAAGGGCUGCCCAUGAGGCGAGAGUGGAGAGAUUCAUUUACAUCAGCACAGAUGAAGUAUAUGGAGGCAGUCUCGAUCAGGAAUUUGAUGAAUCAUCACCCCAGCAACCUACAAAUCCUUAUGCUUCAUCUAAAGCAGCUGCCGAAUGUUUUGUACAAUCUUACUGGGAACAAUACAAGUUUCCAGUUGUCAUCACAAGAAUCAGUAAUGUGUACGGACCACAUCAAUAUCCGGAAAAGGUUAUUCCAAAAUUCAUAUCUUUACUACAGCACAACAGGAAGUGCUGCAUUCAUGGAUCAGGGCUUCAAACAAGGAAUUUCCUUUAUGCUACUGAUGUAGUAGAGGCACUUCUCACUGUCCUCAAAAAGGGAAAACCAGGUGAAAUUUAUAACAUCGGAACCAGUUUUGAAAUGUCCGUUGUCCAGCUUGCCAAAGAGCUAAUACAGUUGAUCAAAGAGACCAGCUCAGAGUCUGAAAUGGAAAAUUGGGUUGAUUAUGUUAAUGAUAGACCUACCAAUGACAUGAGAUAUCCAAUGAAGUCAGAAAAGAUUCACGAUUUAGGAUGGAAACCUAAAGUGCCUUGGAAUGAAGGAAUAAAGAAAACAAUUGAGUGGUACAGAGAGAAUUUUCAUAACUGGAAGAAUGCAGAAAAGGCAUUAGAACCCUUUCCAGCACAGCAAGCAUUUAUAUAAUCAACAUAGUUUUCAGAGAAAGAAGAAAAUUACCCUACCUCAACAAAUGGUGUGAAAUCACGCGACUAAACAGACUGCCCUCUUUUCAUUUGGAAUUAGAGUCAUGACUUUUUGUAUUCCAUUCAGAUGAGAAAUGCCUCAACUUUGGAAGAAUUUUGAUAAUUGGCACAGGAUUUUCUUCUUACCACUUGAGCCAUACCGCCAGCUAGCACACAAUUUAAAUAUCAGAAUUCUUUCAGGAAACUUCUGGAAAUGAGGAAGUAGUAUGCGUGGAGUGUCUAGAGGUGAGCCAGGAAGAGGCUCUGAGAACAGAGACAGCAGCAGCACUGUGUGAUGGCGAGCUCCGCUGGCUUAGACCUCAUUCAGCUUCCCAGCCUUUCCCGGUGCCUCGGAAGUACUAGAGAUUUCAUUUCCGGGCACUGUAGGAUGUGUAUUAUAUGCUAAUUCAACUUUUUUCUGAAAGGUCAGAUGUUGUGCUAUAAUCGCUUUGAUACAGUGGAACAAAAUGGAAGCAUAUCUAGCACUUUUUAACUUUUUACAAUUUUAUAAAAUUAAGUUAAAUGCUUUUUAAAGAUGGGAUGUAAAAUUUUUAUA